AGAGGCUCCGGACACCGCGGCUGGAUUGGAGACGACAUGGGUUCCUCAGGGGACGACGGCUAUCGGCUCCUCAAUGAGUACACCAACGGCUUCAUGGUGUCCCAGGUUCUCUUCGCCGCUUGCGAGCUGGGGGUGUUCGACCUUCUCGCCGAGGCCCCAGGGCCCCUGGACGUGGCAGCAGUGGCUGCAGGUGUGGAGGCCAGCUCCCACGGGACAGAGCUCCUGCUGGACACCUGCGUGUCCCUGAAGCUGUUGAAAGUGGAGACGAGGGCAGGAAAAGCUUUCUAUCAAAACACAGAGCUGUCCAGCGCCUACCUGACCAGGGUCAGCCCGACCUCACAAUGCAACCUGCUAAAGUACAUGGGCAGGACCAGUUACGGGUGCUGGGGCCACCUGGCAGAUGCUGUGAGAGAAGGAAAGAACCAGUACCUGCAGACGUUUGGCGUUCCCGCUGAAGACCUUUUUAAAGCCAUCUACAGGUCUGAGGGUGAGCGGCUGCAGUUCAUGCAAGCUCUGCAGGAGGUCUGGAGCGUCAACGGGAGAAGCGUGCUCACCGCCUUUGACCUUUCGGGGUUCCCACUUAUGUGCGACCUUGGUGGUGGCCCUGGAGCUCUGGCAAAGGAAUGCCUGUCUCUGUAUCCUGGAUGUAAGGUCACCGUUUUCGACGUCCCAGAAGUGGUGCGGACGGCAAAGCAGCACUUCUCAUUCCCGGAGGAGGAAGACAUUCACCUCCAGGAAGGGGAUUUCUUUAAAGACCCUCUUCCGGAAGCAGAUCUGUACAUCCUGGCCAGGAUCCUCCAUGACUGGGCAGAUGGAAAAUGUUCACACCUGCUGGAGAGGGUCUACCAUACUUGCAAGCCAGGUGGUGGCAUUCUGGUAAUUGAAAGCCUCCUGGAUGAAGACAGGCGGGGCCCUCUGCUCACGCAGCUCUACUCUCUGAACAUGCUUGUGCAGACAGAAGGGCAGGAGAGGACCCCCACCCACUACCACAUGCUCCUCUCCUCUGCUGGCUUCAGAGACUUCCAGUUUAAGAAAACAGGAGCCAUUUAUGAUGCCAUUUUAGUCAGGAAAUAACUUUUUCUUGUGA
Messenger RNA from Macaca mulatta (Rhesus monkey), 1087 nucleotides. It is a transcript of the gene ASMT, whose product is annotated as acetylserotonin O-methyltransferase. The record is from RefSeq and is marked provisional. Lineage: Eukaryota; Metazoa; Chordata; Mammalia; Primates; Cercopithecidae. Gene Ontology annotation, molecular function: O-methyltransferase activity; protein dimerization activity.